AUGGCUGGCGACAGCGCGGGGCCGCAGGAACCCCUCAUCGAAGUCAUCACACAAGCCGAAGACUUCCACCAGGCCGCUGAGGCUGCCAUCAACGCCUUCUGCCACCAAGCGCGCGAUGGUGUCUACAUGGGCAUGAACCCAGGCUGGGACACGCCCGAAGGUGUUGCCGCCAGCGCCGAGCGCAUGGCUGCUCGCUGGCGUUCAGUCACGACCAACAAGCAGGGUCAGCCGAACACUGUCUUCCUCAAGGCUACGGUUCCGGACCCCGAGAACCCCGGACAACGCAGGGUCGCUGGUAUGGCCAUUUGGUUGCAGGCUUCGGCUGUCGAGGGCUACGGCGAGCCGAGCCCGACGGACUUAAAGAAGAGCCUCGGAGUCGAGGCGCUCUACCCGAACAACGAGACUGAGCAGCGAUACUUGGCUCAGUGCAUCGGUUCCCUUCAUCGGCGCCGCACCGAGGUCAUCAAGCAAAAAGCGACGGCGAACCCUCCGGCCGUUUUUGCGCUGGAUUUGUGCGCCGUAGACCCGAAAUUCCAAGGAAGGGGCGCUGCCAAGAAGUUGGUGCUGUGGGGUCUGGAGGAGGCCAAGCGACGGGGCGGACUUGAGGCCAUUCUCGAGGGUUCCAGCAUGGGGAGACAUGUCUAUUCGAAAUUGGGCUUCAAACAAGAGGGACCGGAGAUUGAGUACCAUGUUGAUGAUUUCCCCGAGCGCAGCAGACCUUCAAACAUCUUCAUGCGAACUGGCGAUAUCGAGUCAGCUUGA
Molecule: messenger RNA, 762 nt
Organism: Colletotrichum gloeosporioides
Lineage: Eukaryota; Fungi; Ascomycota; Sordariomycetes; Glomerellales; Glomerellaceae
Exons: 1
Coding region: 1-762 (253 amino acids)
Molecular function (GO): acyltransferase activity, transferring groups other than amino-acyl groups
Source: RefSeq, a predicted model, not a curated record